AUGACUGAAAAUGGUAAAAGAAGAUUUUCAAUACCUUUAAAUGUAUUCAAAAAUUCAAGUAAUUCUGUUAAAAAUAUCACAAAUCAAAGACGUGCAGAUUUUAGAAGAGUUUCUGAAGAUGUUAACAUUCCUCAUCAUAUUAAUAAUAAUAUAAGUAAUAUGGACUCACAAAGUGAGAUGGAAUUAAGAGAUUGUUAUCAAUUUUCACCAAAUUCUGUUCCAUUAGAUAAUAGAGUUAUAAAAUUUGGAUAUGCAAGCUUAUUGGAAGUUGUAAAAUGUGAAACAAUUCUUGAAGCAAAUGAACAAAAUUUAGACAAUUGUUUCGAGUCAUCAAAUAAUAAUGAGACAACAUUUGAUUCAAAAAAUAGUAUACCAGAAACAAUUAAUAUUUCUGACAACAAAAAUCAAUUAUUUUUACUUCGGAAGGACAAUUUUAAAUUGGUGCAAUUACAUUCAAAAUGCCUACAAUUAAACGAAACAGUAAAUUUGUGGUGUAUGCUGCCUGAGGAAAUUCAAGAAAACAUUAUAUUAAUGAUUGAUAAACGGGAUGUAGUACUAAACAAUAAUUAUGAUUAUAUUUGGAUUGAAGAUUGUUACGCAAAUACGAUAAAAAUUGUAAGUGUAUCUAAUUUAAUAAAAGUAAGUAGAAGUAAGAAAAAAAGUGUAAGAUGGAGAAACUUGUCAAAUGGAAAUUUAACUAUACAUCGUUACUCUAUUCCUUAUAUUCCACCAAAGUACAAUUUACUUUUUAUUAAUACAAUUAAAAAUAACAAAAAAUGUUGUCUUUUAACAAUUUGGAUUUUUAUGAUUUUUGUUAUUAGUGUUGCAAUAACUGUUAUUAUAAUAUUAGAUUCAAAAGAGGCAACAAAUUAUAAUCGUAGAAAUCAUACAAAUUUUAUGAUGUAUGGGUAA
Molecule: messenger RNA, 912 nt
Organism: Strongyloides ratti
Lineage: Eukaryota; Metazoa; Nematoda; Chromadorea; Rhabditida; Strongyloididae
Exons: 3
Coding region: 1-912 (303 amino acids)
Source: RefSeq, a predicted model, not a curated record